Molecule: messenger RNA, 1176 nt
Organism: Huiozyma naganishii CBS 8797
Lineage: Eukaryota; Fungi; Ascomycota; Saccharomycetes; Saccharomycetales; Saccharomycetaceae
Product: 2,3-butanediol dehydrogenase
Exons: 1
Coding region: 1-1176 (391 amino acids)
Biological process (GO): butanediol biosynthetic process
Cellular component (GO): cytoplasm
Molecular function (GO): (R,R)-butanediol dehydrogenase activity; zinc ion binding
Source: RefSeq, a predicted model, not a curated record
AUGAGAGCUUUAGCUUACUUCGGAAAGGGUGAUAUCCAUUUCACCAAAGAUUUAGAAGAGCCCAGAAUUACAACAGACGAUGAGUUGCUCAUCGAUAUUAUAUUUUGCGGCAUCUGCGGUACAGACCUGCACGAGUACACAGAUGGUCCUAUCUUCUUCCCCUCAGAUGGUCACAAACACGAGAUUUCAAACAAUGAAUUGCCCCAGGCAAUGGGACACGAGAUGGCUGGGAUCGUGAGGGAGGUCGGCAGCGGGGUCACACAGUUUAAAGUCGGGGAUCACGUCUCCGUGGAACCCACGGGGACUUGCAGGGACAGGUACAGGUGGCCCGAGGCACCAGGCGUCAAUAAGGAGAAAUGUGCAGCUUGUAAGAGGGGGAUGUACAAUGUGUGCUCGCAUUUGGGGUUAAUAGGGAACGGUGUACAGUCAGGUGGGUUUGCGGAAAGAGUCGUUAUCAACGAGUCCCACUGUUACAAACUACCAAACCAUAUCCCAAUGGAGGUCGUCGCGUUGGUGCAGCCGAUUGCAGUCAGUUGGCACGCAGUACGUGUCUCGAAAUUCAAGCCAGGGUCCUCCGUGCUGAUUUUGGGCGGUGGGCCCAUUGGGUUGAGUACAAUCUUGGCCUUGAACGGUCACGGGUGUACGGAGAUCGUCGUCUCGGAACCAGCAAAGAUUAGAAGGGACCUCGCAGAGAAAAUGGGUGCCGUCGUAUACGACCCAAUGCAACAUUCCUACGAGGAGAAUAUCAAGUACCUAAGGGCAUUGGCUCCAGAUAAAGACGGUUUCGAUUACUGUUUCGACUGUUCCGGGACUCCAGCAACGCUGAGAUCAUCGAUCGAGUGUUUGACCUUCAGGGGUACAGCAGUGAACGUCGCGAUGUGGGCCACGGGCAAGCCAAUCGAUUUCUUCCCCAUGGACAUUACACAACAAGAAAAAUCGUACACGGGGUCCAUGUGCUAUACGCACCACGAUUUUGAAGGUGUAAUAGAUGCUUUGGAAAAGGGCACAAUUGACCCUGAAAAGGCACAGCAUAUGAUCACGGCAAAAGUACCGUUGGAGAGAGGGUUCGAGGACGCCAUGAUGCGGUUGAUCACUCACAAGGAGGAAACAAUCAAAGUGCUGUUAACACCAAACAAUUUUGGUGAGUUGGACAGCGAAAGGUUGGCCAAAUUGUAG